Molecule: messenger RNA, 1759 nt
Organism: Brassica oleracea var. oleracea
Lineage: Eukaryota; Viridiplantae; Streptophyta; Magnoliopsida; Brassicales; Brassicaceae
Product: protein NETWORKED 4B
Exons: 4
Coding region: 218-1759 (513 amino acids)
Source: RefSeq, a predicted model, not a curated record
ACCUCUCGUUUGAUCUGUGACUCCCAUCCCAUUUAACUAUUUUAUCUUCGAAUAGUCAGAUCGUUGUUUCAAUUUCAGUUUUCUCUGCCGGAAGGACGGAAAAACAAUAUUAGAUCCUCCGGUCAAAAAUAGUCUUCAACUUCAGAGUUUCUUUUACCGUUUGAUCCUUCUUUUUCUGUGAUUAGACUCCUGAGCAUCUUAAAUCAAAAGAAGAAAAAUGGAGGAGGCAAAAGAAGAAGUGGAGAAGAAGGUUACUACACUCUUGAAGUAUAUCCAAAACAAAAACAAGAUCCCAAAGGUUGCCAAGAAGGAGCUUGUUGGGAUCGUCAACGACCUUCACGAGCAGUGUCAGCUGCUUUACUCUUUAUAUCAUCAUGAUUUGGAGAGUGGUGGAAGAAAAGGAAAACCGGGUGCUGCUGCUGCUGCUUCUUCAUCGAGGUCUAGUUCGGACUUGGAUUACUUUUCUUCAGAGGAAACAGAGAUCAGCACCGGUAAUGUUAGUGAAACAUUGAGCUCAGAUUAUGCGGCGAUGCUCAGAAAGAUACAAGAGACAGAGUCAACAAAUGAAGAUUUGAAGAGACAGGUGAGCAGUCUCAAACAGGAAAUGGAACAGGCGGGUAAUGUCAUAGGCAAGAGAAACGAGGACAGGAACCAUUUGAUGACAAAAGGUGAAGUUGCAUUGUUGCGUAACCAGAAGGAUGAAUUAGCAUCGAAGCUGAAGAAGAAAACCGAUGAAGCUUCGGAGAUACAUAUGAAACUGAAGCGUUUGGAGGGAGAAAAAGAGAAGCGAGCUAAGGCCGAGCUGAAGAAUGUUGAAGAAAAGGAAGCUUUGAGGAACAAAGUUCAGAAACUUGACCAUCUUAGGGAAGAGAAUCACAAGAUGCAUGCAAGAAUUGCCGAUCUUGAUUCAUUACAAAAAGAGAGACAGAUGAAAAACAUUGAUGAAAUUGAAGAUAAGAGUAAGAAACAAGAACAUACCAUACACCGGCUAUCAAUGGAGAUCAAGGACCAAAAGAAACUUGUUAAAGAACAGAAAGACGUUAUUGACAAGUUCUCAGAGGAUCAGAAGCUAAUGAAACGUUGGUCAAUUGGUUCAAAGCUGAAUACCAAUCUUCUCGAGAGGAAAAUGGAGGAAUUAUCUGAAGAUUUCCAGAUGAAAAUGGAAGAUCGCAUCCGGAUACUGUACAGGAGGAUCCAUGUAGCCGAACAAAUACACUUGGAAAGCAAGAACAACUAUAUGAACACACAAACACAAGGAAACAGAGGAGAUUACACUGUCUCUGAAACCCAAUUCGAGAAAAUCAAAGAAAUGGUGGAUAAUGGGCUUGCUGGACCAGAGAUGAUAGUAAAAAAGCUUGAAGAAGGCGAUGAAUUAACGACCAAAGUCACAAGAUUAGCUAAAGAGAUUGAUUCAGCUAGAAAGUGGGUGUAUGAGAAGAACAGCAAGAUGAAGCAUGAGGUGGAAACUCUGGAAGCAAAGCUAGAGUGCAGUGAAGCACAAGAAACUCUGCUAAAGGAGAAGCUAUCGAAACUAGAGGGGAAGCUUGGAGAGGAAGGAACAGGGAAGAUGAGUGUAGAAAAGGCUAUGAGAAGAAUCAAAAAGCUUGAGAUUAAUGUGAAGGAGAGAGAUGUUGAGUUGAUGUGCUUGGGAGAAGAGAAGAGAGAAGCCAUAAGGCAACUCUGUGUCUUGGUUGAUUAUCAACGUUGUCGAUAUGAUGAUCUCAAAACAUCCAUUUGUAAGGUUGCCCUUCAAGCAUAA